Messenger RNA from Onychostoma macrolepis, 1611 nucleotides. RefSeq lists its product as uncharacterized. The record is from RefSeq and is a predicted model, not a curated record. The transcript is spliced from 4 exons. The coding region runs from base 181 to 876 and encodes 231 amino acids. Lineage: Eukaryota; Metazoa; Chordata; Actinopteri; Cypriniformes; Cyprinidae.
AUAUAAGUAAAAUCAGACCGAAUGGAAAGCGCAGGAUGUACAUUUGUUUUGCUUGUUUUUUCCGCAGGUGAAACGCUCACACACCUGUGUGUCACGUGAGCCACAUGACUGUGACGUCAUCGAUCUCCAACUUUCAUUUCAAGUGUUUUAUGGCAGUGAAAACUUCUGCGUACUGAAAAAAUGGGAUGUUGUUUCUCCUCUCCCGAUGGAGACGAUGAGAGAGAACCUUUGAUUCAGUCCAACAAUAAAACAACAACGGAGUCUGCAAGACCCCCACGACCAGCAGCUAACGAUGUAGUAGCUCAGAGGAGAGGCAGUUUUGCUGCUCGUCGUGUUGGUGUUGAUGGUCUCGAUGAGCGAUUCACUGAUGUUGCAGAAACGUUCAACAAACAGCAAGAAGACUAUAAAAUGAUGAAGAGCAAGCUUCAGACUCUUGCAAGCCGCUAUCACUGUCCAAUAAAUGACAGUCUGUCUGAAUGCCUGAGGAAAAUCAAGGAGAAACAUGAGCUCUGUCACAUCAGUCUGGAGGUUAAAGGAUACGACUUCAGUCUGAUGGUGAGAUCAGAGGCCGAAAUCCCCAGCGAACUGAAGCAGACGCAGGAGAACGUUACUGAGCUGAGCCGAGCCACCAAAUCCGUCACCUCCAUCAGCACCAAACUCCGCGAAAUGAUCGACUCGCUUCUGAGAGAUGAGAACAGCAUGAUCAGUCAGAUCCAAGAUGCUGUAUCCAGACACCAGGAGCAGAGGAGGCUGCUGGACAACCUGCAGGAAAACCUCAGUGAGGCUCGGAGAGCCAAAGAACUAAGUCCGAAGUACAGGAAAGAGGCUGGAAAUCUCCUCAAUGAGGCCGCAUUGCUCUCUGGAAUCACACCGUGAACUGACUUUCUCUCUUAAUGUGAGCUAAUAGAUAUAGAAUAUUUUAUAAUGAUAAACCCUGAAUAGAAGACUUUAUUCCAAAAGUGGGAAAUUGCAGUGUUGCAGCAUGAAAUAUACAGUAGAUAAACACAAUAGCAGUACAAAUAUACAAUAUACAAAAAAUAAUAUUAGAAUUAUAUUAUAAAAAACAUAACGUGUAUGUACUAUAGUACAUAAAACCUGAUCAGAGCAGUUGCGCAAGUAGCCUAAUAAAUAAUAUGUCUUGGCUGAUGAAGGACUAUGUUCUGUUUUCAGUAUUUAAACGUUAUUAAAGAUCUAUAUUUGUCCAGUAUCAUCUUAUUUAAAAUAUAAAUGUCAUUUUAACUAAUUUUAGUGUCUUGAUGAUAAUAAAACACCCCUGUUUGAGAACAAAUAGUUUAACAUUGGAAAGCAUAAUGAAGGGAUUUGUUAUAAGUUAUGUGUAUUUUAGUAUAUUAGUUUAUUAAAGCACUUAGCUACAUACUUCGUAAUCAGUCCUCCUAAUGUGAAAAUGAGCGUGAAUAUGAAUAUUGAUCUUAAAUCUUGAACACUUUGCCUUUGUAACAUUUUCUUCUAUUGGUUUAUAUUUUGUAAAUUAAUAAUUGAAUUAUUUUAGAAUGAUUGCACCUGUUAAACAUUCAUUAACCAAAUGUUUAAAGUGUAUCAUUUUUGUAGAUACUUUUUGUUUUAGCACAUAAUAAAUAAAAGUUAAAUAUG